AUUUUACAUUGCUUUGAUCAAAUUCCACAUUUUCUUCACUGAAAGCAGCAGCUAAACAAGGGCCGCUCUCUUUGCCUCGCUUAUCCAUACCCUGUCAGUGCCUGCGUCAGCUCAAAGCAGAGAUGGGAGAAGGAAAGGGCUCAACCCUUGUGCACCUUCUGGUGGUAGUCCUUAGCUUGGUCGCAUUUGGGUUUGCCAUUGCAGCCGAGAGAAGAAGAAGCGUUGGCACUGUUGUUAAAGAUGACAUAACAAAUUCUACAUAUUGUGUCUACAACUCGGAUGUUGCCACUGGCUAUGGAGUUGGUGCUUUCUUGUUUCUUCUUUCUGGUGAAUCGCUGUUGAUGGGAGUUACAAAGUGCAUGUGUUUUGGGAGGCCAUUAGCACCGGGUAGUGAUCGAGCUUGGUCUAUCAUAUAUUUUGUCUCAUCAUGGUUGACUUUCUUGGUUGCAGAAGCAUGUCUAAUAGCGGGUGCAACUAGGAAUGCUUAUCACACCAAGUAUCGUGGAAUGAUUUAUGCCCAGAAUUUCUCCUGUGAAACAUUGAGGAAAGGUGUCUUUAUUGCAGGAGCAGUGUUUGUGGUUGCCACAAUGAUUCUCAACGUAUACUACUACAUGUAUUUCGCCAAAGCAACCACCACAAUGCCGGCUCACAAGGCAAAUCGAACGAAUUCAACUGUUGGGAUGACUGGUUAUGCUUAAGGUUAAAUUACUCAAUUAAUGAAGCCAGGCAGAUAAGUUUCACAUCUAGUUCUAGUGUGACAUCGAUUGACAUUGUAAUAAACAACUGUACUUGUUAUGUUUGCGCUUUUCUAUGACGCUACAGCUCAGGUAAUGAAUGUAUGGUGUCAAUGGAAGGAGCGAUAGAUUUGUUGGGAACAAUGUACGUAAAGAUCAAAGAAAUGUCUUGGCGCUUGACCUCAGAUGCCUGCCAUCGCUUGGCUUAGUGAUAUUCUACAGAAACUCUGGGAACUAUACUAUAUUAGCAACUUGUUUUAUAAGGAAAUUUGAGCUUGGUAAAUUAAUUCUAGUAUGUUGCUUGUUCUUGAA
This is a messenger RNA of Gossypium raimondii (Peruvian cotton), 1046 nucleotides long. RefSeq lists its product as uncharacterized. The coding region runs from base 123 to 698 and encodes 191 amino acids. The record is from RefSeq and is a predicted model, not a curated record. The transcript has 3 exons. Lineage: Eukaryota; Viridiplantae; Streptophyta; Magnoliopsida; Malvales; Malvaceae.